GUGCGGAACGGACAACCCACCCCGCCUCCUCACGAUGAAAACAAGCAAAACAAGCGAAAGUUCUCGCAGAUGAACGUCGCAGGCCCAGUGCAGCAAUACCAGCAACAACAUCAGCAGCAGCAAUGCCAGCAACAGCUGUCUCAGCAGCAACAAUAUCAGCAGCAGCCACAACAGCUGUCCCAGCAGCUUCCCAGCCCUCCCUACGAUGAUGAGAAGGCCAAACGGGAGCGCUUCCUGGAGCGUAACCGCCUCGCCGCUAGUAAAUGUCGGGAGAAGAAGAAGAAGAACAACCAGCAGCUGGAACAGCGGUUUCACGAACUGCAAAACAAGAACACCGAGCUCAACACAGAGAUCGAGGACCUUCGCGCUGAGGGGAUCGCUCUGAAGAACGAGUUGCUGAGGCAUAGCGAGUGUGGGGACCCGGCCAUCUCCAUCCAUCUCAGUCACAUGGUCCAGAACAUCACCGCCAGGGACCAC
This is a messenger RNA of Aspergillus fijiensis CBS 313.89, 477 nucleotides long. It is a transcript of the gene atfB, whose product is annotated as bZIP transcription factor atfB. Gene Ontology annotation, molecular function: DNA-binding transcription factor activity, RNA polymerase II-specific; RNA polymerase II cis-regulatory region sequence-specific DNA binding. Lineage: Eukaryota; Fungi; Ascomycota; Eurotiomycetes; Eurotiales; Aspergillaceae. The record is from RefSeq and is a predicted model, not a curated record. Gene Ontology annotation, biological process: regulation of transcription by RNA polymerase II. The annotation marks the transcript as partial. The transcript has a single exon.